This is a messenger RNA of Oxyura jamaicensis (ruddy duck), 1940 nucleotides long. It is a transcript of the gene GNGT2, whose product is annotated as G protein subunit gamma transducin 2. Gene Ontology annotation, cellular component: heterotrimeric G-protein complex. The record is from RefSeq and is a predicted model, not a curated record. Bases 710 to 919 code for a protein of 69 amino acids. Gene Ontology annotation, molecular function: G-protein beta-subunit binding. The transcript is spliced from 3 exons. NCBI's taxonomy places the organism in Eukaryota, Metazoa, Chordata, Aves, Anseriformes, Anatidae. Gene Ontology annotation, biological process: G protein-coupled receptor signaling pathway.
GGCCCUCCCGAGCUCUGUCCACAGCCUCAACAACUUUGCAUGGGCCAGAUGGCAGCAAAACACCCUUACUGAGCCCACAGACCCAUGAGUGCUUGCCUCCCUCAUUACAUAAGAGUACAACGAUGAGGGAAAUGAUGAAUUUCUUCCAGCACUGGCUCUGCUUCUCACACCCUCAAGGGCCAAGAGCUACCCAAUCUGCUCCCUAGCCCCUUGUGGUUUCCUUGCCCCUCCGCUCUUCUUCAUCCCUUCUGAAACAGGUGGAGCCCACUCCGAUAUGCACAGGGGAUGUUCCCAUUGCUCCAUGUCUGCCAGGCAGGUCAGGAUCUAACUGCCACACAGACUCAGACAUCCACAGUUGGAAUCAGGGGCUUCCCAAGUGCCUUAGCCAUCAGCUCCACAAAGCACUUCUUCAUCCCUGCCCUUCCUUUCCCAUCCUCACCCUCUCCCAGCCCUCCCCUGCAGCCCUACCACUGAUUACCCUGGGCUUUGAGGCUAAUACUCAACACCUGACCAGCUUAUUUGCCUGAGUCUAUUAUCAGCUUAAGCACCAAAGACAUCUGCUCCCUGCUACUGGCUGGGAGAUACAAAGGAGUCUUCAAGCACGCAGCAGGAGAGCGAGGGUGCAAAGGACGACAUCUUGUCAGCAUAUAUGGGUUUCUGAACACCUCCAUUACUGAGAGGGGGCAGCUCCUUGUCCCUGUAGGGCAAAAUGGCUCAGGAUAUGACAGAGAAAGAACUGUUGAAGAUGGAACUGGAUCAGCUGAAAAAGGAGGUGAAGAAUGAGAGGCAAAUGGUCUCCAAGACCGGCAAAGAGAUCAAGGAGUACGUCGAAUCCAUGGCAGGAGAGGACCCACUGUUGAAAGGUGUCCCUGAGGACAAGAACCCCUUUAAGGAAAAGGGUGGCUGUACAAUAAGCUGACACCCUUCCUCUUCCCUCCCUGUCCUGGCCAGGAACUGGGCUGUUUCAUGCAGGAGCCAAGACUGUAAGAAACCUGCUUUUCCUGUAGUCUGACCUUGGCACUGGGGAGUCCUGAACCAAUAUGUAGUUGCAUCUAAAGUAGAAAAAAAAAAAAAGAGAGAGAGAGGAAAGAAAAAAGUUAUCCCCUCCCCCCAACACUGGAGAUGAGGUUCAGCAGCCAGAGCAGUGUGUUUUUGUGAUCAUGUGAUUUACAUUUGGUUUCCGCCAAGCAAAACUUCUGUAUUUUUAGCAGCAAACUGGGCUUUAAUGAAACCAUAGGGCUGUGUCUUGUUUCAUGCUUCUCCAAGCAGACCAACUCCAGCAUAGGCUCCAAAGCCCUGAGCUGAGCCCCCCUCUCCCUGCUCACUGCAGAAGAAUGCUCCCAGCGGGACCUCACUUAUUUCCCCUUGGUGCCUGUUUUCCCAUCUGGCACUGGCAGACAAUAUAGUGUUGCUAGUUUGAGGCUUCCAGAGGUCUGAAGCUUUAUUCUCUUUAUUCCAAUGUAUACCCCCAGCCCAAUAAUGCUGUCCAUCACUCCUACAGACCACAGUUCACAUCCACAAUGCAUCUAGAGCCAUAGGAUGUCCAGAGUAUGUCUGGGGACUUCAACACAUUAUGAGACACAGGAAGGUGCAGGGCCCCAAGCAGCUUGUUCAAAUGCUUCACCCUGCCACUUGGUCUCGCUUCCUUGCUGGGAAACCCUCCAGCAGCCACAGGAGAGCAAGCUGUCAGGGCCUGCCUGCAGCUGUGGUGGCUCCAAACACUGCCUUGGCUUUACCAUCUGCCCUCCUGCUCUCCUCUGCUGCUGAAGCUGUGCUGUGGGCAGGCGGGGAGGAUGGACCAAUUCCAUACAGGUAGUAGUGCUGCAAAGUCUUGUCCCACAACGUCUCGAUGGUGACAGGGAUGACUUGGAGCUGGCAGCCCAGACAGCCUCUGCUCAGAGGUGGUACAUGCACAAGGUCAGUCUUAAACACAGCAAUGA